CCGCUAGCUAUCCUGGCUGCCCAAAACGCUUUUUUGCUUUGAUCGUGGGUUAUAAUUCAAACGGAAGCUGUAUAACAUAAGCAUCUGUGCCAGUGAUGAGCGCCUGGGCCUCAGCAGACGCCGCCGCCCUGAAGAAGGGCGAGGCGUCCGACGACCACUUCGGGCUGCUGCUCUUGGCGUACCCGGUCUCCGACGAGCUGAGAAAUGAGUGGGCGCAGGCGCGUGCAACACUCGAACGCGACCACCGGCUUAACGGCGCCUAUUGGAUGCCGCCGGAGCACCUCCACGUGACGAUCGCGACGCUUAGACGAUACGACGCGGCGAAACUGAAUCCCGCGGACCGCGAGGUGACGCUGGACGAGUGGCGGCACAUCCUGGACGGCGCAAAAAUUUCUCAGGGCUGGCCGCCGUCGCCCUUCCGGCUGCGUGUCACGGGCGCGACGUUUCGGGGCGGCUGCGCGACGCUGGACAUUAGCGACGAGGACGGGGCCAUCGCGGCGAUGCGGUCCGCGCUCGAGCUGUCGAUCCGGGCGCGGGGCGGCCACGCUGUCGCAGGCGGCGUGGAAAUCAACCGAUCUCGCGUCGAUGGCGUGCGGUGCCUUGAACUUUGAUUUUUACAUAGGUCGUGGGCGGUGGCGACCGGAGCAAAGGGAGGCCGCCGUCGGUGUGCGCGGCUGAUGAUCCUGCACCGCAUCUGCCGGACAUCUGCCACUGCACCGUCAUGCGGUGGGCGGCGGAGCCGAACGACCGCGACGCUGCGAAGGCGGCGUUCGAGCAAAUCGCCGGCCCGCGGUUUGCGCCUGAUGAUGUGGUGGUGGACGAGAAGCCGCCGGAGCGGGUCUACACGAAAUUUGGGUCCCACGUGCCCGAAAGGCCGCCGCCCAGGCUGAGCUGGUCCGUGCCCGCGGCCGUCGCCGUCGUCGAGUCGUCGCCGUUCAUGCAUGUCGAAGCGCCGCACAACUGGUGGUUCGCCGAGGAUCUUCGCGCCGUCCAGGAUAUGACGCCACUCUAAGUUUUGUAACAACUAAUCACUUAA
Molecule: messenger RNA, 1036 nt
Organism: Pelagomonas calceolata
Lineage: Eukaryota; Pelagophyceae; Pelagomonadales; Pelagomonadaceae
Source: the annotation of a GenBank genome assembly